AUGUCUGGUCUCUUCGGUUCCAGCAGUUCUGCCGCGGCAACCUCGACCGUUGGCGACCUGAAGAACGAUGUCCCCGUCAACGACCCUCCUUCAGACACGGUGACGGACCUGGCCUUCGGUACCGAGAAGAAUCUCUUGGCAGUAUCCAGCUGGGACAAGAAGGUCCGCAUCUACGAGAUUAACGCUCAAGGCCAGAGCCAAGGCCGACACGUCUACGAACACACAGAUCCGGUCUUCAGUGUCGAUUUUUCCAAGGACGGCACGAAGAUUGUCUCAGCCGGCGCCGACAAGCAGGCCAAGUGCCUCGACAUCACCACCGGCCAGACAGCUCAGGUCGCUGCCCACGAUCAGACGAUCAAGUCCGCCAAGUUUUUCGACUCGCCGAACUCGAACGGGCCGAUGUUGGUGACUGGAUCAUGGGAUAAGACUGUCAAGUACUGGGAUCUGCGCACUUCCAACCCAGUCGGAACAGUACAAUGCCAGGAGCGCGUAUACUCCAUGGACGUCCGCAACAGCCUGCUCGUCAUUGGUACUGCCGACAGAUAUAUCAACGUGGUCAACCUUGCAGAUCCUCUCAAAUUCUACAAGACGCUCCAGAGUCCUCUGAAGUGGCAGACACGAGUGGUGAGCUGUUUCACCGACUCGACCGGUUUUGCCAUUGGCAGUAUCGAGGGUCGUUGUGCUAUCCAGUACGUGGAGGACAAGGACGCAGGAUCCAACUUCUCCUUCAAGUGCCACCGAGAUCCUGCUCAAGGCAACACGACCCAGGUCUAUGCGGUCAAUGAUAUUUCGUUCCACCCCGAGCACGGCACAUUCAGCACAGCUGGUAGCGAUGGCACUUUCCACUUCUGGGACAAGGAUGCCAAACACCGGCUCAAGGGGUAUCCAACAGUGGGUGGUUCGAUCACUGCCACCACUUUCAACACGAACGGGUCCAUCUUUGCCUAUGCGGUCGGAUAUGACUGGAGCAAAGGCUUCAAUGGCAACAACGCCAGCUACCCCAACAAGGUCAUGCUGCAUCCAGUACAAGGCGAUGAGUGCAAGCCCAGACCGAACAACAAGAAGAGGUAG
This is a messenger RNA of Microdochium trichocladiopsis, 1071 nucleotides long. Its product is annotated as WD40-repeat-containing domain protein. Gene Ontology annotation, molecular function: ubiquitin binding; RNA binding. Lineage: Eukaryota; Fungi; Ascomycota; Sordariomycetes; Xylariales; Microdochiaceae. Bases 1 to 1071 code for a protein of 356 amino acids. The record is from RefSeq and is a predicted model, not a curated record. Gene Ontology annotation, biological process: RNA export from nucleus; transcription-dependent tethering of RNA polymerase II gene DNA at nuclear periphery. The transcript is spliced from 3 exons. Gene Ontology annotation, cellular component: nuclear pore.